UACCAUUAUGGAUUUUUUAAUUUCUUUUUGUUUUCUAACUCCAUAAUCUCUGUUUUCUUGUUAUUUUAAUUUCAUUUUUCAAAGGCAAUAAUGAAAAGAUCAGCUAAUAUUUUGCUAAUUACUUUUUAUAAAUCAUUUUCUUUGUUUCCAUUUUCCUCUCUUUCCAGAGAUUCAUGAUGACAACUCCACAGUAUGGAAUAAGUAAAAGCCUCUUCAUUAAAGUGAAUUACACCCUUGAGUAUUAUUGGCGAUGUUUGUAAUAAUAAUAACAAUCAUUAUUAUUCUUAACCCAAGGACAGAUGACUUGAAUCCAAUUGAAUUUGAUAAAGAUACCAAAAGUGAAAGUUGAAAUAAAACCCGGAGGCCAGAAAAGAUAAAGAUGGAUAAAUGAGGUUGAACUUGAUCAAGAUCAAAUUGGUUGACUCGUGAUAGAAGUAUCAAAGAAUGGAAGCUUGAAUUGAACAAUCAACCAACGAUGAAAGCCGAUAUUAAUGCCAUCAUACUCAUUAGCUCAUGCAAAUUAGACAUCAUUUUGAAUAACCAUGAAAAGAGUUAAUGAAUCGUCUAAUUUGUUACAAUUUUCAAUCUCAUCUCAUCUCAAUUUUACCAUUCAUCAUCUUAUCUUUUCUUCAUCAAUAUUUAAUAAUGAUUAUCUUAUAAAUAUCACUCUUUCCAUCGUCAUAUCCCUACUUUGAGCCUAUUGACGGUCGCGCGCUUCAACGAACCCAAAUUUAAACUCGUUCCGAAUAUUAUUACUCCUUCGUCCUCAUCAGCAGCUCCCACCUUCCUCUUCCUCUUCCUUCAUCUCACUCUUUCUCUCUCACUUUUUCUCUCUCAUUCUUUCGUAAUGAUGCCUAAAGAAAAACUUUAUUUCACUUUCAUAAUCAUCAAGUUAAUGAUCUCAGUUAAAUCAAGUGACAAAAAAGAAAACAUUUCGGACAUUUUUCUGGAACCAAGAAGUCGCUGUAUUGACCCUUUUACGACUUAACCCAUGAAAUUAACAUUGAAUUGUGUCCUGAUAUUUCGAUCUCUAGUGAUUCUGUUUGCUUAAAGCCGGAGGAAUUAAGUUUUGCUUGGAUCAUCAUUUAGAGUGUUUUUUUUCAAAGUAACCCGAAAUGUUAAAAGUGCUAUUAACGAUAUGAUUUUUACACCUUACGGUGUUUCAAACUAUGACUACAAUCAAUGGGAAUUUGUGUUUAAUUAUUGUCGUGACUUUUACUUUUCUGUUGUGUAAAGAAUGUCAUUUGGUUAAUUGUGCUCAGUCAGAGUCUAUUUUUUCGAUAGGAUCCAUUUGGCGAAGGCUUCGUGAUUGGACUGGAUUAACAUCCAUAGGUUGGAAUUUACAUCAUGUUCCUUAUGCUCUUCCAUGGCAUUCAUCUGGAUCUUCAACACCUCUAUCAUCCAGUUCGUCAACAAGUUACCGAAUAGACGGAUUUCAUCCAGCCAACCAGCAAGAUUCAAAACACUUGGAAAACAAUGACAAUGAUAAUAAUAUAUUCAGUCCAUUCGGACCUCAUUUACCUUUCAAACUCAAAGAAUCAUUAUCAUCGUUAACCGGACUAUCUGGAGCUAACUUGGUCAAAAUAAUUGAAGACAUGAAAAAUGGUAUAUCUUCAUCAGCUUCGUGUAUGGCUUGUUUCGCGGCAACUGAAUUAUAUCAAUCGCCAAUGUAUUCAAAGAAUGGUCUACAUUCAGCAAUACGGACAACUUGCAACUCAUUGCGACUUCAAAAGCCUGAAGUUUGUAAUGGUAUCGCUCAAAAUUAUGUGGAGGAUCUGGAUUACAUUGGAGUUCACACCAAAUUAACGGCAAAUGAGAUGUGCUCAACCUUAUUGGGUGGUAAUUGUGCUCUUGCUUCGCCUUCAAUAAAAACCAAUUGGUCUCUUCAUCUACCAGACAAGGUUGAACCAAUCAAGUCCUUUUCAAAUCCAAUCAAAUCCAAUGGUCCACUACGAGUAACCAAAAUCUUACAUAUAACUGAUAUUCAUGCUGAUCUCUUUUACUCACCGGGUUCUGAUGCGGAAUGUGGAAGACCUGUUUGCUGUCGCUCACAUGAAACUUUAUCAAGUCCAUCUCAAUCAUUUGAUGAUUCGUUGUCCUCCUCUUCACCUCCAUCAAUAUUAUCAGCUUUAUCAUCUGUUUCUUUUCCCGCCUCACCAUCACCAGCACAGUCAGCUUCACCAUUAGCUUCAGUAACUAGUGGCUCAGUUGAUACCAUAUUUAAAAAAAGGUCAGCAGGAUAUUGGGGUGAUUAUGGUAAAUGUGAUACUCCUAUUGCGACUGUAGUUAGUGCUCUGCAAAAUAUUGCCUCUCAUCACUCUGAUGUUGAUUACUGGCUUUGGACUGGUGACAUUGGACCUCAUGAUAUUUGGAACUCUAGUCGAAAUGAAAUUUUGAACCAUGUUCGUUACAUUACCCAUCUUAUUAAACAAUAUUCAUCUGUACCAGUUUUUCCAGUAAUUGGCAAUCAUGAGGGAUUCCCUGCCAACAGUUUUCCUCCUCCUGGUAUUUCUGGUCAUUUAUCUGCUUCUUGGUUAUAUGAAGUUUUGGCUAUUGAAUGGUCAACUUGGCUUCCAGAAACUGCUCUUGAAACCUUACGAAUAGGAGGCUAUUAUUCCGUUCCUUUGGGUCCAGGCCUUCGAUUGGUAGCCUUAAAUACCAAUUAUUGUGCUCGUCUAAAUCCAUGGACUUUACUCGACCCUCGUGAUCCAGGAGGUCAGUUGAAAUGGCUGGUAAAUCAGCUUUAUGAGGCUGAAAUUCUGGGUGAUAAAGUUCAAAUUGUGGGUCACAUUGCUCCAGACAAUAGGGAAUGCACUUCAUCUUGGGUUGAUAAUUUCAUUGGAAUAAUUGAUCGAUUUCGAGAAACCAUUUCUUCCCAAUUUUAUGGACACACACACAGGGACGAGUUUCGAGUCUAUUAUUCACCAAUUAACAAUUUGCCAAUUGGCAAUGCCUACAUAGGACCUAGUAUAACCUCAUUUAAAGGCAACAAUCCGGGUUACAGGAUUUACCAAACCACUUCACAAGGGAUGGUAAUCAAUCAUGAUACUUAUUUUUUCAAUUUAACCCAAGCCAAUUUGAAUGGUCACUAUGGACCCAUUUGGAGAUUGGGUUAUAAUGCAUUAAUUGAUUUAAAAUUGCCUUCACUUGAUCCAAUCAAUUGGAACUUAUUUAUCAGACGAUUACUUACCAAUGAACAAGAAUUUCAAAGGUUUUAUAAAUUAUUUUCUCGUUUUAGUGAUGCCUCAAUGUACAAACCAUGCACAUUAUCUUGCAAACAAGAAAUUAUCGAUGAGCUUCAAGUUUAUGUUUCAUGGCGUAAAUUACCCAAAGCGUUUCGCAAGAAUCACAGUUGAUUCAUUUUCAAACAAUUUUUAAUCUAACUUAUUCUUAAUGUUGCUUCAUUUACCUUUUUGUAUUUUUCAACCUUUUCCCUUUAAAACUCAUCAAUAAAUUAUAAGUAUAAAUAA
Molecule: messenger RNA, 3470 nt
Organism: Tetranychus urticae (two-spotted spider mite)
Lineage: Eukaryota; Metazoa; Arthropoda; Arachnida; Trombidiformes; Tetranychidae
Source: RefSeq, a predicted model, not a curated record